UCAGCAAGGUUCGAAAAUUAAAAUAUUUGCACUUUUGAGCGAAUUUGUUCGUUUUGUAUGACUAUCAAUAAACUUGAAAUAGCUGUCUUCCAUUGGAACAACCUCCCACCAAACAUAGUGGCCUGCCCUACCCUGGAGCAGUUCAAUCAGAUGGGACAACCUGGCAGUCCCUCCCCCAUGGUGCAAGGCCAGACUUGCAGCCCUAUUGUGGAUAAGUCAUGGAAGAAGCGACUCACACAGAAAGAUGUGCAACAUGCUCAGAGGAACGUCAUGGCAUGUGGAGUAGCAAUAUUUUUGCUUUAUAUUGACAUGAACAUUUUCUUUCUGAGUGCAGUACUGCAGAUUGGCAGGACAGUCUUCUGGUAUAUAGAGGUGUCGUUAAUUGUCGUGCUAGUAUUCAGUAUUGUCUCCGAUGUGUUCAAAUGCCUCUCGUACUAUGUCUUCAACAACAAACUGGAAGUCACUCAGAUACAGAAGCGACUCCUUGGGGUCAAGGACAAUGACCCUGGUUUCAGCCUGUCACCCAUCCGCAGCUCUGCUCCAUCUAAUAGCGAGAAUAGCCUGGUAUUCUCCAGUAGUACUCCAUCAAGCUCUCAUACUGCUUAUAGUCCGUCCAGCCAUUGGAGCAGUAAUGCGGCCAUGACUCCAACCAACCUUGGGUCAUUUAAUGCCUCCCACACUUACGCAAGUCCUAGAAACUCCUUCCUAUCCGCGAGUGGUCACGCAUCUUUAGACAGGAGUGGCUUCCAAACCAGCGGUGGUCACUUGUCAGGUUUUUCCAACUCUUCAUUUACUCCGUACUCGCCCGGUGCGUCACUGUCAAGUCUGGAUGGCAGUGGACUUCAAUCCAGACUUUCACUCUCAUCAUCAUUUAGAUCCCCUUCCCCAUCUGACAAGAUGACAGACUUACAGUCCUUGUCAGUGUACUUGAAGGAGCAGGAUGAGAAAGAUUACAAGGCAGCUCUCAGUUGCCAGGACAUGUCGCUGAACAGUUCAUCAUUCUGGAGUUACGGCCGUCCAAGCCUGGAUCUGAGCCAUGUGUUCCGUAAAAACCAGUACCAGCUUGCCAGUCGCUCCCCACAGAGCCAUAAGUCGCGGACGGAUGAUAGCGAUAAUAUGGGAGAAGAGGUCUGGAGGCCUCUGGGAGUGACGGAUGACGACCUGUUCCUCUGGAUUGAGCGCCUCAGAAAGUGGCUCGGCAAUACAAUAAUGGUGAAACUAUCACGGGAAAUUGACGCUAUCAAUUUACAGCUUCGGAAAAUAGGCAGUGAAGAUACAGAAAUUGGGGAAGUUGGUGUGUCAACAUUGAAACAGCUGGCUCUGACCAAAGUGGCGCAUGUUCCAACCCUCAAUAUGAUGGUCCCCUAUCUCGACUGUACAUCAAAUCAGGAGUACAUGGUCAAGCGGAUUAAAGAGUUGGGUAGUGAUGGGUGUGUCAGCGAGUUCUUGUGGAAUCGAGGUGGUGGUGGGGGCCAGUAUGGGAAACCAUGGAGCGAACACUUGCCCACAGAUACUCAGUUGGUGAUGCACAUGUUCUGCACAUACCUGGAUUCGCGGCUUCCACCGGACCUAAGGUACCCUGAUGGGAAAACGUUCACCAGCCAACACUUCCUCAAAACUCCAGACAAACCUAACCUUGAGAAGGAUAACUUACUGCUAUACCAGACCAGCAUUAACCCACCACAUUUCCAAGUGGUCAUUAAAGACACUGUGUUCAACCUGCCCAAGGGUAGAAACAACAUGUUCCAUGCCAUCCUGUUUUUCCUGUACCACAUACAGCACAAGGAAAAUGGAAUGUUAGGGAGAGUGAAUCUUGGAAUGUCGGGGGUCAACCUACUAUGUGUCCUGGACAAAUGAACUUUAGGUGCUUACAAUCAUUUGGCCGUUAAGGGAGAUAACUCUACUGGGAUAAUGGGGAUAACUUUCAACAUGGUAUUGGCGUUUGCCUGUUUAACGGUGGGUAAGGUUACAUACCAUCUUUUAUGACCAAUGGACCUACGAGAUAUUGUAAAAAAGUGUAUAGAAAAGGGCGAACUAGUUUGACAUUAGUGAACAACAGUUUUAGAACAAGUGAAGGGAUGUAACUCAGUGGAAGAGUAUUAUUGCUCAGAGGACAAUUGAAUUACAUAACUAAAUAUGGUGGUAGUACAACAUGAAAAGCAUGGUGUGUAGAAGACAGUGAUGACCUCUGAAGGAAAAACUGCAAUGUAUGGGAAGAAACGACAGAACUUCUUAUAUUUUAAUGGAUGUGUUACGAUGAAUAGCAAAGAAAGAGAUGCAUGUAAGCAUCCCUAAAUCUUGUUGAAUGUGAUGUCUGCAUUGAAUGUGAUGCCUUCGGUUCAAAAUGAAAAGCUUCAUUCGGUAAAAUGAGCAAUUAUCCUAUUUCUAGUUACAAUGUACACAUUUUAUUUGUACAUAAGAAUGGAUUUACAGAUAUAAGAAAACACAUAGAAAUGUUAUUAUGACAGUAUUGCCUUAAUGUAUGUGCAUUGAUUUGUGCUCUGUGUAAAAAUGACUGAGAUAAAAAAGAAUGUUCAGCUUCUUUCAGAAAGGAUAAGUUUAUAUUAUUAUGCUACAUUGUAUCAUAGUCAUCAUUUAAUGUUUUAUGACUGUAAACUUGAAUAAAAUUGUGUGAUAAAACAGUAACCGUCCUCCCUCCCUCGCCCUCCUCUUUCUGUGAUUUUAAACUAAAAUAAAACUACUUGUGAUGAAACAGGAACCACCCACUCUCUCCCUUCAAGUAAAUAAUAUCGACUACCUAAACAUUUAUUUGGAAAGAAACAUCUAUUUGAAAAGAAUCACUACCCUGUGUAUCAUAGGUGUAUGCAUAAUGCACUUACAUGUAUAUGUACUCUUAAUGUUAAACUUAAAGGCACAGUAGCUUUUUUAAAGUAAUCAAUUGUAAAAAAAUCUAAAAUGUUCAAUUAACUGAGGUGACAAUUUACAAACAUAAAAGUUAGUUUUAUGAAUAUAGUUCUAAUGAUGAAGUAAUUUAAACAUGAAUGAAAAUGCCAGCAGCAUGAAUCAAACCUGUGACUGGGUCUGUAGACCUUGUACAUUACACCGUGUAGUGUUUAGAGGGUUUUAUGUUAUAUAUUAAUACAUUUAAGAAAGUGUCAACAAUCGGAUGUGUAUUGGUAUUGGUA
Messenger RNA from Mya arenaria, 3146 nucleotides. Its product is annotated as transmembrane protein 209-like. The transcript has 18 exons. Bases 58 to 1857 code for a protein of 599 amino acids. Gene Ontology annotation, cellular component: membrane. The record is from RefSeq and is a predicted model, not a curated record. NCBI's taxonomy places the organism in Eukaryota, Metazoa, Mollusca, Bivalvia, Myida, Myidae.